UGAUACAAAUGGCGUAAAGCAAGACGAUAAGAAUAUCCAAGAAAUUAUAGAUACGGCAAUUUCCGCUGGUUCUUUAUCUGCAAUUGUAAUAAUUGCGAAUGGAACCGAAGCUAGAGUAACCCCAUCAAUUAAGAAUACUUUGGUUGGGUUAGCAAAUAACAUUCCUGAUGACCUUAUUGACCGCAAUUUAUUGCUUGUUUUAACAAAAUGCGCAAAAAGCAGUGCUUGCUUUUCAGAGGAUUCUUUUGCAAGAGAAAUUGCAAAGCCAAAGAGAAUAUUCUAUAUGGACAACCAAGCCUUCUGUACCAACCCUCAAAUUUGGAAGAAUGACGAAGAUGAAAGUCACACUGUUCAAUUUCAUUGGAAUAAGUCUAUUAAAACAAUUGAUAAUUUACUAAUGGAAAUUACCGAAAUGUCUUCUACCUCAACUCAAGCUUUUGAAAAGAUGAAAACAUAUAGAGAUAAAAUUAAAUCCGAAAUUGUCAAAGUGACACAAGAUAUUGCAAAUAUUCAACAAAUCCAGGAUUCUCUAGAUGCUGCUCAGAAGGCCCUGCAAAAAACUGGAGACAAAAAAAAUUCUUUCUCUAACUAUACGAAAACAGAAACUAAAACACUUAAAAAAAUUGUUAAUGCUAGCUAUCAUAGUACUGUCUGUACCCUUCACCUAAAGGAUAACAUUAUUUGUCAUGAUAAUUGUGGACUUGAGUUUAAAAACAAUUCUGGAACUAACCACUUUAAAUAUUGCGCUUGUAUGAAUUCGAACAAAAUAUGUUCGAAAUGUGGAUGUGGACCCCUAAGUCAUUUUCACGACAAUGUUAAAUUAGUUGAAGAAACAAAAACCAUCAAUAGUAUUCUUGAAGAUAUUAAAGCACAAUACGACAACGCAAGUCAACAAUAUAAAAAAUAUAGCAAUGAUGCAGAUAAUUACCAAUCAUCCCUUGCAACUCUUCAAGCCGCUGCAAAUGCUAAAUAUGAAUUCAUUCAUAAACUUUGCCACGAUUUAAGCAAGAUUUGUUCUAGAUUUAACUUUGUUGAUGAACUUCACGCAAAUAUUGAGAGCAUGAAACAAGAUGCUAGAACAUUGCAGAAUACCAAUCUACGAAAAAAUGCUGAAGCGGAGAUCCAAAGACUUGAGAAGCUUGCGAAUGAUUUGUCUUCUAAACGAAGAGCAUGA
Messenger RNA from Acaulospora colombiana, 1174 nucleotides. NCBI's taxonomy places the organism in Eukaryota, Fungi, Glomeromycota, Glomeromycetes, Diversisporales, Acaulosporaceae. The record is from the annotation of a GenBank genome assembly.